AUUACUGCCAGAAAAUUGUGUUUAUCCGCUGAGUGGACAAUUUACGAAAAAGAAUUCCCGAAUUUGUUUGAAGGAAUACCGCUUGAUGAUAACGUGUGUUUCAACUCGGGAAAUGUGUUAUGUUAGGUACACCGGUUAUUAGUGUUAAAGUUAGGGGCUCGGAUUGGCAAUAAGUAUAUAUAUAAUACAAAUGCGGAGGAAUCGCUUUGAUCUUCCGAUAUUCCCGCUUAUUGAAGUGUACCGCAUAAUAGCACUAUGUAUGAUAAGACCAUGCUGCCAUCCGACUAAGUUUUACUGUAUGUACAUUCAACUCAAGUGCACGACACGUGAGAAGUGACAGUUUUGGACAGAACUGUGUAUGUCUGGAGGAAGAGGAAUAUGCUUGAAUGCCGAUUUAGCUUCGUCCUUGUCGUCCAUUUGGGUGGGUAAACAGCAUUAUGCUGGAUCAACUCAACUGCGUGAAUAACAAAGACGGGGACAUAGAGCGGUCGGACCAUUCCCGACUGUCACCAACUUUUCGGUAAGUGUUUAUAAUGGAACAUGUCAGUCCUGUUGAAAGCCAGGAAAGAUAUAUGUUAAACAAAAAGCUUAGAUCACCAAAUCAACUUGGUGAAAACAACACAAUGGACUCGUUUCAAGAUGGAGGCCAGCAAAACAUGAACACUGAACAGAAUGAUUUCAUGAAUCCAAUGGACGGGCCCCACAUGAAUGCAGACAUGAACAGUUAUCCCCCAUCGUCUAGAGAACAGAUGAUGGGGGUUGACAGUUACAGCAGAAUGAAUCAAAACAUGCAUCCUAGUCAAAUGUCGGGGUAUAAUGCGUACAACCGAGAGAAUUUCAACUCUGGCGACCAACAACAUGGCGGUAUGCAGAUGACAGGAAGUGGCGAUUUUGCAAAUCAAAAUUCGCCUUUCCCGGGUCAGUAUUCACAAUCCAAUGCCAGAUCAGGUUUUCAAAGCAAUGUCAAGCCUGUCAUGGGCUCCAUACGCCCAGGAAUGGCCCCACCUGGAGGGGGUAUGAUGCCAGGGUACCCCCAGUCACAAAGGAAUAUGUUGUCGGGGCAAACCAUUUCACAACAAGGUGGCCCUACCCCAACACUUAAUCAACUCUUACAGAACCCAAAUGCACCUCCUACCAGGAUGCCAUCAAACAGUUAUGACUUUCCGCAGAAAGGGGGUAUGGACAUGGGGAACCCAAACAUGCCCUAUGGAAUGCAGCCUGGUUGGGGAGGGAACCAGCGACCCAUGGGAAACUAUCCUCAAGGUCCCAUGUCAAUGCCAGGAACGCCUUAUAGAAAUCAGAGUAUGGGAGAAAUGAACCAACCAAGACCGGGUUACACCUCACCAGGCAACUACCCGCCCCAGAGUCAGUACGGCCAGCAAUUCUCGCCCAAUUCACGCUUUGGCAUGAUGAGUGGUAAUUCCAGUCGCCCUAACCAGAUGGGAAGCCAGGGGUUUUCAAACCAGGGUGUUCCCUACGGUCACCAGCAACAAUAUGGUCAGCAACAGUCUAACCCUGUGUCUACUGGAUACUGUGGGUCACCCUCUCAACCUUCUCCUUCUUGCUCGUCCUUGCUUCAACCUCACCCUCCAUCUCAGCAGCUACCCCCACAGAUGUCGGGCCAGCCCCCGGGGCCCACACCUCCUCCACCUGGAGCGCGACCGUCACCAUCGCCGUCUGAAUCAUCUGUACAUUCUCUGCCACAACAAUCAUCGCCAUCACCAUCACAGUCUUCAUCAACACGUCAACAGCAACAACCUCCAAACACAGCAUCAUCGUCACCAAAGCAGCAGCAACAGUCAGCCCAACCCACCAGUCAAAAUCAACAGUCAAGUCCUGUAGGAAGCAAUUCCAGUUGGAGUGCCUCAAACAAAAAAGCCAAUGAGGAUAGUGAAGUUACAGCGGAUUCCCGGAGUGGCGAUGACUUAGGAUGUGAUCCCUCCCGAAACACACCAACCCCUACAGGUGUCCAUCCUGCAGUGGCAGCACUCCGCCCUGCACCCUCACCUGCUGGCUCAACAGGGUCAAGGUCAAAUACCCCUGCCUCUCUGUCAGGUAGUACCCAGGCAGGGAGUCCUAUGCCAACUCGCCCCUCUUCUGAUGGACAAAACACUCGCAUGACGCAGUCACCGAUGGCUACUCAAGGUUACAACCAGCAGAUGAUGCCACCACCAAUGGGUCCAAACCAGGGGAACUUCGGACCUGGAAGUGGUGGUAAGAUUCCUGGUAGUGGCAUGGGAGGUAACUCCGUGGGUGGACACUAUCCUCAGUAUAACUCUCACUUCUCUCAGCCAGGAAUGUACCCUGGUAGGCAAGGCGGCAAUAUGCAGGGAAACGCUGUGAUGCAGAACUACCCUCAACAGAAUAUGUACAAUGGUCCAAGUCACGGGAAUGCUAACAUGUAUAACAAUAUGCCUAUGGGCAACAGGAACUAUCCUAUGUACAGUAGUGGACAGAAUAGCAUGAUGAAUGUGAACAAUCAGUAUGGUAAUAGUUAUGGGAACCAUAUGGGUCAAGGAUCAGGCCCUGGUCCGGGUCCGGGUCCAGUUCCGGGUCCAGGUCCAGGUCCAGGUCCUGGUCCAGGUCCUGGUCCUGGUCCUGGUCCUGGUCAGAACUCGGGGCCAGGGCCAGGGCCUGGUUCUGGGCCUGGUCCUGGUCCUGGUCCAGGUCCAGGUGCCAGUCCUGGGCCUGGAGUCUCUGUAGUCCCAGGAGGUCCAAGCCCUGGACCAAUCGGUCCCAAUGCUGGUGGUCCCAGCCCCGGACCCAAUGGUCCAAGUAGUGGAGGUCCAAGUCCUGGGCUGGGGCUGGGACCUGGGAGUCAUUCAGGGAUGUCUCAAAACAGUGGCAUGGCAGGAUCCCUGGGCCAACAAGGACAAAACAUGGCGGCAAGUAGUCCAGGACAACCAGUUGGAGCAACUGUCCCUGCAGUUAAAGGUGCACAGGCGGCUGCUCAAGCUGCUUUGAUAGCGGCGGCCAAUUCUGCAAAAGGUCAACAACCAGUGGCAGUACGUCCCACCAUGACAAAUCCGCAAAGAAUGUAUACGCCACCACAGCAAAUGGGCCAAAUGAAUCAAAUGAACCAUGUAGGAUAUGGGCACAACUUCAACUCUAACAUACCAAACUCAAAUAUGAAUCAGUUGCCCAACUCGCAUUCGCCAGUGCCUAAUUCUAGUUCAAUGGGUGGCCAUUUACCAUGUACUUCACCAUCUACAAUGCCCAACGAUAAUAAUAGCAUGUCUGUACCAAUAUCUAGUAGUGUUCCUAAUAGUUCUUUACCAAAUAGUAUAGGCGGCAAUAAUAACAAUGGUUCCAUGUUGCCAGCAACGUCUGUGCAACAGAACAUUUCAUCUGGUAGUAUGCCGUCUGAUAAUUCAGUUAUAUCGUCAUCAUUAGCCUCUUCCAUGGAUUCAAAUAUGCCUUCAUCAAAUAUCCCUCCAUCUAGGACACCAAAUAUGCAACAGCAUGACUCUAAUUCAUCUAGCUCAACGUUAUCCAAUACAAGUGUUCCAAUUACUGAAAGUGAAGUUCAUUCUAGUGCUCCUGAUUCGACACAAAAUAGUCAACAUGACACUAAAAAGAAGGGCAGUAGUGACCCCCAGGGGGUAGCACCUGUGUGUAAUACGCCCAAUCAAAGCUCGGAUGUAGAUAGCAACUCCUCUGGUAUGACAAAGUCACACCACGAGAAUCAGUCAAUAGAUGGAAAGGAUCAAAGACUAAAUGCAAUGUCAUCAGACAGUGUACCAUCAGGCAUGCCAAUGGAGCAAGUAUCCUCACCAUUCUCAUCUAAGCAAGAAAUGCCCAUCACCACUACAGCAACUACAACAAACUCAGAUAUAAAAACGAUAGUCACUCAGAGCAUCACUAGCCCGGUGACGAGCAUUUCCGAGGCCGGGAACAGCAACGACAGCCAUCAGGACCACAUUCCCAUCCCCCCACAACCUAACUGUUUACCCAUGCCGCCGAUCCCUACGAUAGAGGAGGCUCCUGCCCCUCCCCCUCCAUCCACGGAGAAAAAGAAAAAGGAGGGUGUAUUGUCACAUCCACCUACUCCCGCCAGUUCAGUGGCACCAUCACCUGGCGGAGCCAGUAUUUCAUCUUGUCACGACGACUUUGACAAUAUCGCCAGUCCGGCUAGCUCCACAUCUGGCCCGGCGGUGGUUCCCUCGUGGGUCACCAUGACAAAGGGCGGUGGUGACGUAGCGAAGCUGUAUGAAAUGGGCAGCGAGCCUGAGCGAAAGUACUUCCUGGAUCGUCUAUUUGUGUUCCUCGAGGAGCGGUCGCAGCCUAUCACUUCUAUGCCCUCCAUCAGCAAGCAGCCCCUUGACCUAUACAGACUCUACCUAAUUGUCAGGGAUAAAGGUGGUAUGCUUGAGGUCACGAAGACAAAGAAAUGGAAGGAGAUAUGCGGACUGGUGAACAUCGGCACAUCUGCUAGUGCUGCUUUCACACUCAAGAAAAACUACAUCAAAUACCUCUUCUCAUACGAGUGCCAGUUUGACCGAGGUGGCACUGAUCCGGCACCCAUUCUUGCUCAAAUGGAAGCUCAACUACAGCAAAAACGAGAACAGAAGCACCGCCGGGCACCAUCACCAGCAGGUUCCCAGGGCUCUCAGGAUGCAUUCCGACCUCCAAGCACUCCAAAUAGCAACAGUCAGGGCAUGGAGGGUUUUCCACCUUCCAUGGGGCCCAACUACAUGCAAAACUCUGACCAUGGCAUGGGACCAAUGGGACCAGGCAUGCUGCCCCCUAACAGCAAUAUGAUGGGCAACAUGAUGGGUCCCAACUCCAUGGGAAUGCCACCAAACCACAUGCCCAACAGCAUGCAGCCAGGCAUGAUGGGAGGAAAUAUGGGGCCUAGUGGCAUGAUGGGAGGCUACUCUAACAACAUGAUGCCAGGCAUGCAUGGACAUGGACCCAACUCGGGCGGGCCCGGGGGUAUGAUGGGUAACAACAUGAUGCCACCCAUGGGUGGCAAUAUGGGGAUGCCAGGCAACAGUGGUAUACACAGUAACAGUGGAAUGCACAGUAACAGUGGCAUGCCAGGAAAUGGUGGGAUGCCAAAUAGUAUGCCAGGUAAUAGUGGUUUGCAUAACAACAGUGGAAUGCCUGGCAAUGGUGGAAUGCCUGUUGGCAGUGGUGGAAUGCCUGUUGGCAGUGGUGGAAUGCCUGUUAACAGUGGUAUGUCCAGUAAUAGUGGUAUGCCUGGAAACAGUAGUGGUAUGCCUGGUAGCAGUGGCAUGUCCAGCAAUAGUGGUAUUCCAGGAAAUAGUGGUAUUCCAGGUAACAACAGUGGCAUUCCUGGCAGCAGUAGUAUGCCCGGUAACAGCAACAUGCCACCUGGAAAUGGCAGCAUGUCUGGUAAUAGUGGCAUGCCAGGGAACAAUGGUAUGAUGACAGGCAUGCCCGCAAAUGCCAACAGUGAUAGUGUUACUUGUCAGGACCCAUUUGCUGACGAGCCACGCAAUGGACCAUAUCCCCGGCAAGGUGCCACAAACUCCCCCAUGCCAACCUACUCAGGAAUACCUCCCCAUCAGCCGCCCAGCAGCAGCGCAACCAAUACAUUCAACAGUAGCAGCAGCAACAACAGCAACAUGAAUCGUCCAAACAUGCCGGGUUUUAACAUGCCUAACCCAGCCAGUAUAAACAGUUUUGAGGGUGUUAGUGGUGGGCGUGGUGGGCCUGCACCCCUUGAACCCCAAUUUAGUGAGCCAUCAUCCUUCAGGCGGACAGACAGUUUUCCCAGCAGUUCACGGUCAACAGAGCCCAUCAUGAGCAGUCAGUUCAGCAGCACUAACACAAAUACAACCUCGGUCUCGUCCAUAGGAAGGCAGUUCCCAUUUGGUGAUCAGUUUACCAAACCUGAAAGGUUUGGUUCUCCCACAGCCCCUUCAGUGCAAUCUUCAUCCCCACAACUUCCUGUCAGCUCACAGCCGUCGGUCUCUCCCUCAUCCCAACAUCAACAACCAUCAACAGCCGCAUCCUCUUCUCAGAACAGCCAUCACCCUUCUGGUCCUCCCCAGGUUCCUCCCCAGCCCCCACAAGUAGACCCAAUGUAUUCGUCACGCUUCAGUGGCCAACAGCCAAUGAUGCCAUCGCAUCCAGGGUCUCAGGGACACAUAGAACAGUUUGGUGGACCCCCAAGUAACUAUCCUGCUAACCAGUCACCUCAAGCUGGCUAUCCAGGGGGCAAGCCAGGUAUGGGUGUUCCAGAACCAUACCCAGGCUACCCCAACCAACAGGGUCAGUUCCAGGGACCCAGGCCAUCCAUGGGACGCGAGAUGUCAAUGCCACCUAGUGGCAUGUAUGGUACGCCAAAUAAGCGGUACCCUCCUCACGAUGGCUAUAUGGGUCAAGGCUAUAGUCCCCAGUCAGGUUACUGUGAUUGGCCUAGUCCAGGCCCCAGCCCUUACCAGCAUCGGCCGAGUCGGGACAACAAGAUGUCGCCAUACGAUAACCAAAUGACACCUGAUGGGCGUCGAGACAUGCAGUUUUCACCAAUGUCUCAGCGAUUUCACCAGCAUGCAGGGCCAGGCUACCCUGGAGGCCCAGGGAUGGGUCCUGGUGGGCCAAACAUGCCCUACAUGCAGAGUCCCUACGGGGGUCGCAGUGGACAUCACAUGUCACCCCCUAGGGAAAAGUCCAUGUACAUGAUGUCUCCAUCAAAGCAGGUGCAGAAGCAGCAUAUGCCGGCAUUUGCUCCAAAGAAGGAGGUUACAUUUCCACCUGACAGUGUCGAGGCGGUCACUCCUGCACUGACCAAGCGGCGGCGACUGAACAAAGCUGAUGUGGGUCAGAUAGAGGCGUGGCGACUCAUGAUGGCUUUAAAAUCUGGUUUACUGGCAGAGAGUACAUGGGCUCUGGACACGCUUAACAUCCUUCUGUAUGAUGACUCAACCGUGUCUUACUUCAGUCUGAACCACCUACCGGGGCUGCUUGAAGUACUACUGGAACAUUUCAGACGAUGCCUUAUUGAAAUGUUUGGGGAGCCUUUCGUCUCGAUGGAGAAACAUGCCAUAGAUACACCGCUGCAAAAACUUGACAUCUUAGCAUCUGUUAAAAUAGAGGAUGUUAAGGAGGAAAUGGAAGUGGAAGAGGAACAAGAACAGGUAGAGGAGGUGGAAGAAAAGGAGGAAAAAGUUGCCGAUUUGAUUGACAAUGCUGGUAAUGGUGCUAAGUAUAGUGACAAAAAGUUGACUGAUUUCACCUUGACAACGAGGAAUGGACUAAAUGUCAAACUUGUAGAAACAGACGAGUUAGCACCAUCAGAUCCCAAGUCUUGGGAUGUAUAUUCAGGUUUCUCCUUUCAGCAAGAUCACUGGCAACUAGGCUGUGGAGAUACAUCUCGUCAUAUCGUUCCAUUCUUUGCUAGUGAAAAAGAGAAUAUGGUGUACAAAAACCUCUUCAUUCGACCUCCAAUGAAAUUGAAAGAUAUGAGUGAUUUAGAAUUAAAGGUAGAGGAUGAAUGUGAGAGUUUACCCGAGGAAACGGAGGAGGGGGAUGUGGAAGGCGAAGAAAAGGAGAAUCGUUGUUGUUGCCCAUCUCAAGACUGUGGUGAAAAGGGCAAAGAAACUGAAGAUGCGGUUGUGGUGAAUGAGACUUUAGAGGAGGAGAAAAUCUCCAACAAAAAUGUUCAUAAACCUGAGGUGCUGAAUUGUUCGACGGAUAUGAAAAAGUUAGGCAAAGAAAACAAACAAGAAAAGCGAAAUAACAUUCUUAAGCAUGUACAGAUCAAAAAGAAAGUUUGUGAUUUGGAGGAGAAGGUCAUAGAGUCCUCAGAUCCUCCAGCUGGUAUGGAGGUGGAAGUGAAAAAGGAGAAGGAGGAGGUCCCUGUCGAAAAAAUAGAGGAAGGACAAGAUGCGAGCAAGGAGGGUGUGAAAGAGGAAAUGGAAGAAAAUAAGGUAAACAUCAAAACAGAGAUGUCGGAUGACCUAUUGGGUGUAUGUGUAAAAACUGAAAGUGAUGUGGACAGUCUUUCAGGCCAAUGUUGUGGCAAACGAUCUCAUGAGGAGGUGGAACUUGAGGAUGAAUCUUAUCAGCGUGAUGAACCGCCUCUUAAUGUUAUUACAGACGCACGAGAUGAACUUGGCCGACGCUGUAUUUGUAUAUCAAACAUAUUCCGUAGCUUAUCGUGUGUGCCAGGCAACGAUGCCCAAAUGUCAAAACAUGCUGGUUUAUUAUUUACAUUUGGUAAGCUGUUACAACUACAUCACCGUCAUCUACCUCGCAACACGACCCGCAAAAAAUUUGAUCGGGACGAGAGUGAGCUGGAGGACUUGAUGGACUCGAGUCAUAUCGAGGCGGAGUGGUGGUGGAACUACCUCGCUAUGUUAAGGGAGAAUACACUAGUGAUAUUUGCCAACAUCAGUGGACAACUUCGUCUGUCAGGCUACCCCGAGGAGAUCUGUAUGCCUAUCCUGGAUGGUCUGCUUCACUGGGCAGUGUGUCCAUCAUCGUGUGCAACAGACCCCCUCCCUUCCACACCUUCAUCCGUCCUGUCCCCUCAGCGACUGGUCCUCGAGGCCAUGUGUAAACUCUGUAUUCAUGCUGCAAAUGUUGACCUGCUGUUGGCUACCCCACCGUUCAAUCGUAUCAUUCAGCUUUUCAGCAUCCUGGCAAAGAUGUUGGCUAACCGCAGCGAGCCUGUGACUCUCGAGUUUGCCAUUGUGUUGUUAUCAGAGUUGGUUCAAGGGGAUGAUAGUGCUGUAAGGGCGAUUGCUUUGCAGCAUCCCACCAUCUCCCUACUGCUAGACUUCUUAGAAACAGCAGAACAGAAAGCCAUGCAGGUAGUCAAUCUUCACGGUAUAAACAUCUUGCGGGAAAAUCCCGAAAUGAUGGGCACCAGUUUGGACAUGCUUCGUCGUGCAGCAAACAUUCUGCUUCAUCUGUCGUACAACACGGAAAAUAGACGCUUAUUUGGGCAUCAUCAGCAGAGGCUACUGUCCUUAGUUAUGUCUCAGAUUCUUGACCAGGUCGUGGCUCAAAUUCUCUCGGACGUCAUGUUCCAGUGCUUUCAAAGCGACUCCUAGUACUUUUUACAUAUAGUUAUUAUCUACGCUAUUAUCAUUAUUACAAUACUUCUUCAAAAAAGGUGAAAAGUUGCAUUGUUAUUGGAAAAGAAAUAUUAAAGCCCAAGUUUUUCAUACGUCAUGUAUGUGUAUAGUAAAUAAUAUAUUAUUACAUCCUCAUUGUAUAUGUAUCAUUAUUAAAGUUUGUUGUUGUAGCAACAUCAUUCCCGUGUGUGCACAUAAAAGUUGUACAGUGUAUAUGUUCAUCAUCGCCCAAAGUUUGUAAAAUAGAUGAAGGAAAUGUUACGUGCAAGCUACUAGUGUAUAUUCUGACAAGAAACUCGCUGAUUUGUUCAGCAGGAAAGUGUUGGUAUUUUGUAAUAUACAAUGAUACUGCCAGUCAUUUUUUGCAGUCAAUUCCCACUUCUUCAGUUUUGUGCGAGCCAUUUCUUCUGUCAACUGUUGUGUGAUGUAUGUGACCACAGAGAAAAUAUAUAUCCCAUAAUACACAUUACAGUCGAUUCAGCAUUUUUAUUUUUCUACAUCAGCUCAUGAUGAAUAGUUACUCGCAUUUUUUUUUUUCGAAAGAAAAUGAAUUGAAGGUCUUCUGAUUUGUUACCAUGUAACAUGGAGAAUACACAACAAAAUUACUGAUUAUUGUACAGAGAAAUUAAAGAGUGCAUCAAACAAGGUUGAUAGAAUUCGAUAAUUGGAGAAUGUAUAUUUCAAUUAAAGAUGCGUGGAGUUGUAGUAGUUAGCUUCCCAGGGUGACGAAAGGGAGCGAAUGCUGUACAAAUGAAAGUUUCUAGUGUUUGCAUGCUGUCUUUCUGAUCAAUUUCAAAGUUGUUCAAAUGAAAUUGGAUUUCGAAAAAUUAAGUUAUCAUUUACAUAUUUAUAUGAUAACCAUUAUAUUUUUAUUAUUUACUUACCCUUCGAUUUCAAUUUUCCCUUUUUUAUGACUCUUUUUGGAUAGGAAGAGACGGUAUUUAUAUGAUAAAUGUUCAUUCAUAGAAUUGUUGUGUAUGUUCAUCAAUUCAUCAUUUAUCACUUUUCAGAAGUUGUAUGUAGAGAUGAAAACUGCACUGCUAAUGUAAUGUUGAUAAUAUAUCUAUAUGGAUCACCGACAAAAUGUGUGUAGAUUUUCGUUUUGUAGUAAAAUAUUUCAUCAUUCAUUUUUCAUCCUGUAUUUCUGAUAAUCAUCUUUGUGCAGCAGCUUUAUACUGUAUGUCAACAAGAUUCAACUAAAUAAAUGUAAAUAUUUUAA
Molecule: messenger RNA, 10269 nt
Organism: Mizuhopecten yessoensis (Yesso scallop)
Lineage: Eukaryota; Metazoa; Mollusca; Bivalvia; Pectinida; Pectinidae
Product: trithorax group protein osa-like
Exons: 18
Coding region: 534-9026 (2830 amino acids)
Biological process (GO): regulation of transcription by RNA polymerase II; chromatin remodeling; positive regulation of DNA-templated transcription
Cellular component (GO): SWI/SNF complex; nucleoplasm; nBAF complex
Molecular function (GO): DNA binding; nucleosome binding
Source: RefSeq, a predicted model, not a curated record